UGAGCCCUGGCGGACAGAGGGGGACAGGAGAUGGUCAGGGCAGCAGGGCACAGCCACACAGAAUCUAGACUUGGAGGACUGGGUCUACACAGAGCUAAGGUCUUGAGGCAAGGAGUGAAGAUGCCUGGGACUUCUCGGCUGGCUCCCCUCUAAGCCAUCUCAAGCAGCUCUCAACCCCCCUCCCCGCAGGCCUUCCAUCAACAGUCAGCCCUGCUUCAGCUUCUUGGGCUGAAUCACUUCUUCAUGCCCCAGCCAGGCCCUGUCUCCCUCCAUUUCCUCUCUGGCCAUCAUGUGACACUCCUUUCCUCUACCCGUGGCUCCUGCUUCUCACAGGUUUGCAGUGAAGGGGUUGUCCCGAGGUGCAGAAAUCCACUCCGCUUUGCCAGGUGGAGGCGACAGCACCGCCCCUUCCCAGCUGCCCACCUCCCUGUGGUCUGGCUCCUGUGGGACAUGAGAGAAGGGAGCCCUACCCUGGACCCAGCCUCUGUCAGCCCGCCCUAGAAGGAGAGAGAAACAAGCAUGAAGCCGUUUGCCUCUUAGAAAUACACACCAGGGCUGCUGGAGGGCAGGGCCCGCGCCUUUUUCUUUUAUGAUCUUGCCAGCACAGUGCGGGGGAUAAAAGAGUGCUAUAUAUCAAUAAUCAAAAGAAUAAUAAACAAGCAAUCCCAUGGGCCAAGACUGUGGGGUGGGGAGGCAGCUCUACAGGAGACUUGAUCCACCAAGCCCACACCCUGAUAAGGUCUGCAGUGGCAAUUAAGUCACUUCUUCCGCCAGUACAGCUGGAGUGGUGUGAAGCGGGAAGCCCACCCCAGUUGGCCAGGAAGUGAGCCGGGCUGGGAGGUUGCAAGGCAGAGCACACUGCUUAGCCCUGUUCUUUGGUACACCACUCGAGUUUGCACUCAUGGAAUUAUCCAGGGGGAAAGUUCAGUGGUCAGUGACCUGGGGGAUAAGAAGGGAGUGGCUGGGGUUAAGAUGCCAGGCCUUGGCCAAGUGGUAUGAAGUAAAGGGUGUACAGAACCAGGAAGUGUUACUCAGCCCUGAUCCCCCUGCUUCUUGGAAUAGUGCCAGCCUUGCUGCUUCCAGCCACAGCAGCUUCCAGGAGAGUUGUCCUCCCAGCCAGGCCCACCCACCUAAGGCUGGCCCAGGGUACUGCUGACAAUUCAGGGCAGCCCUAUGUGGCCUUUCCACAGAGGAGGGACCGCGAAUAAGGCCCAAGAGGCCUGAGGGGAAGGCCUGGAGCAUGGUGGGAGAGGAGGCCGCAGGACCCUGGCCCUCAACUGCUCUCUCUGGCCCUGAGGCUACUGGAGGAAAUCGAGGAAGAUGAGGAACCACCAGACUGGGCGUUAGGCCCAGGAGAGGGCAGUUCUCCCUCCCCAAGGUAAUGCUGCACUGCUGAGAAAACUUAAGAGUCACCCUGGCAUGCCCUGAGCCCAGCCCUGGGAGGAGCCAGCCCUUUAUAGACAUGGGGCUGCUUCCCGUUAACACACCCUCUGCCCCACCCCCACCCCCCCAUACCUACAGGCUUGGCUAAUGAGGGCCUGUCACCAGGCCGCAGGACUGAGUCACCCACACCAGUGACAGGUCUCUCUUCCUUCCCCAACAACUGUUCCACAUGCCUGCCUUUCAAUUAACUCCCACCCUCCCUGAGCUCCUCCCUCCCAGACACACGAAGGGGCAGCUGGGGAGCAGGCCCACCAGCUAGGGCCCAGGGCACUGGGGCUGUGGGGCAAAAGGAGGCAACGUGGUGACACACAAAGCAGGGCUGCCCCCCAAAAGUCCCCAGGGGAAUCCUAAGCUUCCCUGUGCCUUGGGGUGUUGGCCACGGCUGGCCCAAUCCCUGCAUGCGGAUGCCGCAAUUACCUAAGAGAAUGAAACCCAGCUUCCCACCUGACUGAGUCACCUGAAAACAAUAACACGUUCCCCACUGCCACACACCGGCACAAACAGCCAAGCUACUAAUCGGAGCCCGGGAGCCGCCGUGGAGAGGCCGGGCCCUGUGCUGCUCUAGAGCCAGGCACAGGGGCCAGGGAGGGAAGGUGAACUCAGGACCACCAGGAGCCAGGCGCUGGGGAAGCAGCACAGGCCACUCUCGCACCACAGAGAUCCAUCUCUGACACCACAGGCGCUGCCCUCACUCCGGCUCCAGUAAGUGCUGCUUCUUCCUCUUGGGUUUUUUUUUUUUUUUUUUUUUCCAUUACCCUAUCAAGUAACCAGGCCACUCCUGUCCCUCUGGGAAACUCCUGUCACCGGGAACUCCCGCUUCUCUGCUCUCCUGGACAAAAGUGCCCUCUUCCCAGGACCCCUUCCCACCAUCCAAGAUGCUUCUAGACCACUAGGGCUGUCUCCCUGAUUCUUGCCAUUCACUGCUCCAGUGGGGACCUAAUGCUCCCUGGCAACUCUUGAACUGGGCUGCUGAGGUACGGAGCUUGUCUGCUGGCUCCCCUGGGUGCCAUGGAGACCUGGCGGAAAGGCUCCUUCCGCAAUGCCUCCUUCUUCAAGCGGCUGAGCCUGGGGCGGCCGAGACGACUCCAGCGACAGGGUAGCGUGCUCAGCCAGGCCAGCACGGCUGGCGGGGAUCACGAGGAGUACAGCAACCGAGAGGUCAUCCGGGAGCUUCGAGGGAGGCCAGACGGACGGCGCCUGCCUCUGUGGGGGGACGAGCAGCCCCGGGCCACCCUGCUGGCCCCACCCAAGCCUCCUCGCCUGUACCGAGAGAGCUCCAGCUGCCCCAACAUCCUGGAGCCCCCACCUGCCUACACUGCUGCCUACACGGCUACCCUACCCUCGGCGCUCUCCCUGGCGGGCACCCUCCACCACUACUCUGAAGAGGACCUUUUGGACACUCCCCCCUUCCAGAAGACACCUGCCCCAGACCUGAGUGAUCCCUUCUUCUCCUUCAAAGUGGACCUGGGGAUUUCACUUCUUGAGGAAGUUCUACAGAUGCUGAGGGAGCAAUUUCCCAAUGAACUUAGCUUCUGAAUGGAGUGCAUGGAAGGCAGAGGUGGGGUAACUGGAAGAGCUGGAAGCCUGGAGGCCCAGGGAAGGAGGAUACAGUUGCAGAUUAAGAAAAAGGUAGGGACAGAAAUCCAGGAUCCUGCCUUCCUUCCAGGUCCUGAACAGUCUUCCAGGUUAUCCUGGAGCAGAGGGACAGAGGGACAGAGGCAAGCCGGAGGAAAUGUCUUGAGGGGGUACUUGCUGGCAGGAGCCCUGAAGGCAGCUGGCUAAGCUGGGGAAGGGAGGCCAUGCCUGUAACCACGGGGACAAGGCAGAGGCCAGCAGAGGGGGAGGGGAGCACCAGGGGUGAGUCAGGGAGUGGAGGACUCACACUGAGCAGAUCAGAUGGGUGCCCUGCAGCAGCUCCUCUGAAGCCACUGUUUAUAGAGAGACGUUACAGGGCAGGUCUAGGCAAAAGUGGUCUGACCCAGGCCAAAGAGGAAAGUGGGGAGACCUGAGGGAAGAGCCACUAAGGACAUGUGGUUGUUCAGAUUGAAAUGAAGUAAAAUUAAAAAUUUAGGGGCGCCUGGGUGGCUCGGUCAGUUAAGCAUCCGACUUCGGCUCGGGUCAUGAUCUCACGGUCCGUGAGUUCGAGCCCCACAUCGGGCUCUGUGCUGACCACUCAGAGCCUGGAGCCUGUUUCCGAUUCUGUGUCUCCCUCUCUCUCUGCCCCUCCCCUGUUCAUGCUCUGUCUCUCUCUGUCUCAAAAAUAAAUAAAUGUUAAAAUUAAAAAAAAAAAAAAUUAGUUCCCUGGUUACACUGGCCACAUUUCAAAUAUCCAGCAGCCACAUGUGAUUAACGGCUACCACAUUGGACAGCGCCAGUUGCAUGUAAACAUCACUGGAGGAAGUCCUGUUGGACAGCACUGGCAGAGACCAGGGCCCGGAGCCACCAGUGCCAUGGUGGGGGUCGGGGGGAAACAUCUGGGGGAGGGAAGGGCUGGCAGAGUAGGAAGAGUGAGGCAUAUAGAGGUGCAGAGUAGACUCAGGAAAAAGGCCACACAAAUAAUUUCCAGAAAAGAGACACAAGAGACACACUGCCAACAGAGCUGCCCAGAGCAUGCCCUGGUGCCCGAAGAAGGUGUCUGUAGGGAAUGCCAGCCAAAGGCACAGACACGGCUUGCAAACGGGUGCUCGGAGAGUUCCCAGAAUUACUAGUGAUGGGAGCCCUUGGGAAAUGUAGCAGAAAGAGUGGCAGAUUUCCCUCCUUCUUGCCCUGGGAGCACCAGACUGGAUCAGAGGAUGGACACGAAACUCGUAGCUGUUACCAUAAAGAGGCUCAGCUGGUCUCCAGAACUGUCCAUAGGAUUGGGGAGCUCUGCCUUGCCCAAACCCCCCGAUGAUGGGGACUGCUGUGCAGGGCUGAGCCCCAUCGGUCAAAGCCAUAGGCUCUGCUACUGCCCUGCCCUGUGGCCUGGCCAGAAGACUUGAAACCAGAGCUCAAAUUGGCUGGGCCAUGUCGUUUUGACACUCCAGGCCUUAUCAUGCGUGGCAGAGGGGGAGAGGAAGCUUCAACGCACACUGCUUCCAUACCCAAACCUGUGGCCCCUCUCUCCCCUCCUGUGUGUGGAUGCGCUGAGCUGAAAGGCUCCCCUCCGGACGCAAGAUAUAUGAAUAAAGUUCUUUACAACAUG
Messenger RNA from Neofelis nebulosa (Clouded leopard), 4627 nucleotides. It is a transcript of the gene C7H15orf62, whose product is annotated as chromosome 7 C15orf62 homolog. The transcript has a single exon. The record is from RefSeq and is a predicted model, not a curated record. The coding region runs from base 2452 to 2979 and encodes 175 amino acids. NCBI's taxonomy places the organism in Eukaryota, Metazoa, Chordata, Mammalia, Carnivora, Felidae.